Messenger RNA from Bombus huntii, 4370 nucleotides. Its product is annotated as frequenin-1. The coding region runs from base 832 to 1395 and encodes 187 amino acids. The transcript has 9 exons. The record is from RefSeq and is a predicted model, not a curated record. NCBI's taxonomy places the organism in Eukaryota, Metazoa, Arthropoda, Insecta, Hymenoptera, Apidae. Gene Ontology annotation, molecular function: calcium ion binding; calcium sensitive guanylate cyclase activator activity.
CUUCGAUCUUUGUGAUUUCUCAUUUACUUUCUAACAAAAUCGAAAGUUGCAACUUCGCAUAGAGCGACGCGACACGAAGAUCGGCGUCUCGAUACUUUCGGUUUCCCGAUGCUUCGCGAUAAGCGAGUGAAGUGUAGGAAACGAGAGAAAAACGCGCAUUCCGAGUGUUGUUCGCGACCACAUGACGGUGUGAGCCGAGGCCAAGGAUAGUCGCCGGGUCUUGGUUGACCCUGCAGGUUGAGGCACAGUGAUUUCAUCGGAGUGUUAAACGAAGAUCUUCUCGCUAUACUUCGUCCAAGCAGUUUAAAAACCAUUUUCCUAUUUUCAUCGCCAUUUCUGGGUCACACAUCUACUGGAGCUGGUGUGACGCGCGAGUUCCUUCGGCUAUAAACCGAAUAUAAACCAGGUGAAUCCGGAAUCAGGAGCCUUUCAACGCGGAACAGAGUUUCGUCCGUGGUGUUCGCUUGCGAACGAAUCUGAGCGACUAUCAGCUGCUACAUUUUCAAAGAGAAAAAUCUCGCGGACGAACGCGAGCCGGCAAACUCGAAGCGACCUUGAGACAACGUGGAGGAUUUCCCACGAGACCGUUGGUUGCUUGAUCCGCAAAAGAGAAAGUGGACAAAGGGACAGACAUUCUCGCGCUUUCUUUCCUUUCUAUAGACACGUUUAAAUUAUUUUGGAAUAAACUCGGCCGGUUGACCUUUGAACAACGCGAAAGAUGCAAAACGGGCGGUGAGACGGUUUCGGUGUUGGAAGAUACAGAGGAAAAUUAGAAAGCUACAGCGCGAGCAAGGUUGAUCGUCGCGAAGCGAAAGAAGUCUGUGGAGAAACAUGGGGAAGAAGAACAGCAAGCUGAAACAGGAUACCAUCGAUCGACUCACCAAUGACACGUAUUUUACCGAGAAGGAGAUUCGACAAUGGCACAAAGGAUUCCUGAAAGACUGUCCCGAUGGCCUGCUGACGGAACAGGGUUUCAUAAAGAUCUACAAGCAGUUCUUUCCACAAGGCGAUCCAUCGAAAUUUGCCACGCUGGUUUUCAGAGUGUUCGACGAGAACAACGAUGGCACGAUAGAGUUCGAAGAGUUUAUAAGGGCGCUGUCGGUAACGUCGCGCGGCAACCUGGACGAGAAACUUCACUGGGCGUUUCGGCUGUAUGACGUGGACAACGACGGUUUCAUCACGAGGGAGGAGAUGUACAAUAUCGUCGAUGCGAUGUACGAGAUGGUGGGGCAACAGCCGCAGGCGGAGGACGAGAACACGCCACAAAAGAGGGUGGACAAGAUCUUCGAUCAGAUGGACAAAAACCACGACGACAAAUUAACCCUGGAAGAGUUCCGGGAGGGUAGCAAAGCCGAUCCUAGAAUCGUGCAAGCGUUGUCGUUAGGCGGCGAGUAACCUCGAGCCCCGUCGAGACCGCACCGUGCGUCGUCGAUCGUUUCAAGCCGGACGAUCGUCUCGUUACUUCGGUCCGGUCGUCGAAACGGAUAGAGAGAGAAAUCGAUCGCUCGAACAGAUAAGGAAAACGGGCGGCUCGAUAACCAUAAGCACGCAGUCCGGCGUACACGCAUACGUAGGUAGCACAUAAUGCGAAUCGACAUGACGCGAUCCUCUCUCUCCCUUCCUCUCUGCACUUUGUUUGUGCGAACGACAACAGGGACGGACGACAAAAUCAGGAAAAAUCGAGUCCUCGCGAAAUUGACUUUAACACGUUGACUGCCGCGCGUGUUUACAAUGAAAUCUCCUUCGGGCCACGAGUAUGUAUUAUUUUGACCAAAUGGUUUUUUUAUGCCAUCGCAAUUAGAAAAGGAAUCAAAUGGUACUGAAAACUUGGCAUUCAACUCCUUCUGGGAAUUUCUGUUGUAAACGCUUUGACGGUUUACAAAAUUGCAACGAGGAAGCAUGUAAAUAUUAGAAGAUUUAGAGAAUUAUUAGCUGCAAAAUUAUUACGGUUGCCUGAGAAUACAAAAAAUCCUUGUCUUCGAAGGAAUCAAUAGAUGCGCAUGCAAGCUAUGUUACGCACAUAAAAGACACGAGAGAAUUUAAAGAAAAGAAUAACUUACUGUCCAAAAUGUCCCGACAAACCUCAGCUUUGUAUAGAAUACUUUAAAGUUUUACGUUCUAAAUAAUUUUCUUAAUAAACCAUUUCCGUAUUAUUUUUAUAACAAUUCAAUAGUUUUAUUACUUUCUGUGGAAUAUCUUUUCAAAUACCUACGACGAUCCUUCGCAAGUAGUCAAAUAAGCGUCACCCAAAUAUGGGUGACGCGGCUCUAUUAGAAAUUUUGGCGUUAUCCGAACACGGGUAACACGGCCCUACGAGAAACUUUUGGUGUCACCCAAAUAUGGGUGACAUGGCUCCGUUGGAGGCCUUGGUGUCGCCCGAAUACGGGUGACGCGAUUCUAUUGGAAACUUUGCUGUCACCCGAAUAUGGGUGACGCUGCAGUCAACGUGUUAAAAGGCGGAGAUCCGACAUUGCCGAGAUCCUCCGAUCGGUGUACGCUCGACGGAACGCAAAAAGGAAACUAAUUUUCCCGUAGACGCUGGCCGUGUUCUCUGCGUGGAACCUACCACGGCAGUAGAAACAUUAUGGCCACAGGCUGCCAAGCGUAUGAAGAACGAGCGAAUGAUCAAUAGAGCAAAGAAUACGCGUAGAACGAAGGCGACGAUAUUCGUGGAAGGUUUCGAUAUUCGCGAACACGCAGUUUACGUGGCACGAACGAAACGAGAAUUCGAUGGAUUCGCAAACGCGGGGGCGUGGAGAAUUUUGCGAUACUUUGGAAUCGUCGAUUCGAUACCGCGGCAAGCGAGCGUCGAGUGGAAAGCAACCGGAGAAAAAGGAAGGAAAGGUGAAAGAGAGCGGGCAGGAAAUGAUUAAAAUAAGAGGAAAGCGGAAAGGACGAGCGUUUUAUCGACUGGCCGCAUUUCCUCGUCAAAGCGAUUUCUCGUUUCAAUUUUCAAACGCGGUCGGUAGAACGACGCCGCGGAACAGUUCGCCCGGGUUCUCCGAUUCUAACGAACCUUCGAUCCCUUUCGCUCGUCCGACAAUUUCGAAUCGUUGAAAUUGCUUGGCAGAAAAUUUCGCUUGCAGGAAUUCCACCCAGACGGACAAACGAAAAAGUAAGAUAAAUAAAAAGCAUUAAUUAAGAAGGAGAGCAGAAUGUAGGCCGAGAUAAGUUCUCGCGUCGUUUCGAGAAACCAGCUGCGAUCUAAUUGAAACGAAGAAUUCGUGGAUGUCGGGUCGAUAUGUUUCUGAAAAAGUCGAAGCAAUGGCAUGCAACACACGCGACACGACGAAGCGUGAAACGAAGUCUGAAGCACGCGGCUCGUUAGCACGCGUCGACCCUCGUCGUCGAGGUUCGUUACUCUUUACCCUGGAGCCUCCCUAAACACCUGACCCGUUUCAACGUCGUUUCCACGUUAAACGUUCGCCUUCGUGUUUCGACUUGGACGAGCGUACUGGACGCGACCGACGAUGAGCGAUGAUCGUUGGAAUCAAUUUUCUCCGCUGUGUUUCACUGAAAUUGACGACGUUGAUCGCGGAUAGCUGGUUCGCGACCCGCUGCCUACUUUAUUUUUCCAUUAACCCUUUGCACUCUUAUGUCGAGUGUGCCUCGACAUGAGUUUUCAUUUCAGGAGCUCCUUUGUCGAGUCCCACCUCUUUUUGUGAAACGUGCGAAAGAAAAGCAGGAUUGGAUCCUGGAAAUUGUUUCAAGAUAUAUCGUACACUUAAAAAUUACAAAAUACAACAAUAGUGUGAAUAAACUGGUAUUUAAGUGAAUUUCUUUCUUCCUUUAUUUAUUUAAAUUGUCUUAUUUUUUGGUUAAAGUAAAUUUCAAAUGAAAUAAUUAAAAGCGUGGGAGCUGCUGGCAACGAAAUUGAAAUAAAAUUCGGAGUGCAAAGGGUUAACAAGCGACCUUACGCAACAACGCUGUAUGCGAAUUCAGUCGAUAAAUCAUAUUUAUUUUUAACUCAAAUUUACAUAAACCGGUAGCCCUGACCUUUCUCGUUUCUUGAAACUCUGCAGCGACGAAUUUUAAUAAGCUUCGCCCGAAGUUACGUAUUUCGUUUCACUUUCUUCCAGACGUCUUACGACUAUCGUUUCGGCAUAAACGCGCGUACAAAUCGCCAGAUCUGCCUACGUUUUCCUAAACGUUGUGCGAUCGAUCGUUCACGGGUUACAGAUCGGUGCGUCGGUGAUAAACGUGAACGCAAAACACGCAAAACUUUCCCGAGAAUGAAAAUACUCGUUCCACUAUGCCUAACAUCCGACGAGUGGCGUCGCGACGCCACGGUCUUACAUCCUUCGUUUCGUGCUGUUACAUAAAUUAUAUCGACGCUAUCGUCGCCAUCCCGGCGCUUAUACCCACACACA